GAAGAAGUGCUGCGGCGCACAGUUUUGGAAGUACUGAACUCGAGGACAAAGGUGCUGAACAGCGACCAUGAUGAUGAUGUUUCGUCGUUGGCGGGAACACGAACAAGGUCGCGUAUGAAAGUGGCGCGUCGAGGCUUGUCGGUUACCAAGGGCAACGUUUUCAAUUGUGGUGUUCGCUUUCUCCAUAUCUAACUUUUUGCCAUUGCAAAGCAAGAACAAUAACUUUCAAUUGUACAAUUCACCGGCCAAGGUAUAGUUCUAUCUAUGCACAGCUUAUAGAACGAUCCUUAGUAGCUUAGCUCAUUGCCUUUCCUGAUGGAAGAUUACAUUUGAACUUUUGUGUGCUCGUAAAAACAACGUGUAGCAAUUUCAAUAUCGACAUCAACAGUGCCUAGAAGCAGUCCUCUGGAAUCGGGAGAGGUAGAGCUGUACUCACAUGCGAACGGAAUCCGUUUGAGCCCCGCGUGAUUUCCGCCUUCAACAUGGAUCGUUCAGUAGCAAUGGAUUGGCCAAGUGCGCGAGUCGCCAAAGGAGGGCUCUUCCAUGCCCCCAAAACGAAGUACACCAAGGAGACUCAGGAUCUGAUUAAGGUUUUGAUGGAGGAAGCAAAACUGACCAUCCUGCAGCGCAAUAAAAUCAACUACCAUCUGCGCACCGGAGAACCGCUUCCGCCUCCGAAGGAGCCCAAGUUUGAGCAGGAAUACAACAACUUCCUCCCGAUGGCCAUUGCCAGGAAGAAUAUUAAAAAACGGUCGCUGUCGACGAUUAUCGAAAGUGGCGCAUUCGACGUGGAGAAAUAUGUACCCAAGGAUGGCAAAGAACCGGUGGAAAAGUCCAAGCUGAAACUGCAAGAACGGAUGGCGGGGUGCAAGAUAUUUCCCGACAACGGCCGUAAACGGAUGCUGCGUCGUUCGAGCGAUACCGAUGUGGACUAUACGGAAACAGAUCGCGAAACGGAGCUGCUGGAGGAAAUCAAUGAACGUGUGGAAUGGUUGGCAGAGAUGGAAGCCCUCGGGGAAGGAAAGAAGCACCGUCAAGUAAUCCACGCGCAGAUCGCCGAACGUCUCAACGAACUCAAACGAUUGGAACGGGAGCAGUCGAAGGAAGACUCGGUGGAUAGGAAAUAAGGGGUUUGUCCAAAUUUGCACAAUUUAGCAACGGAUGUUCGGCAUUAGAGUCAAUAGCAGCACCGGAUUCCAAUAAACCUUUCAGCUGUUUUAAUGAA
This is a messenger RNA of Aedes aegypti (yellow fever mosquito), 1225 nucleotides long. Its product is annotated as UPF0193 protein EVG1 homolog. The coding region runs from base 483 to 1127 and encodes 214 amino acids. NCBI's taxonomy places the organism in Eukaryota, Metazoa, Arthropoda, Insecta, Diptera, Culicidae. The transcript is spliced from 4 exons. The record is from RefSeq and is a predicted model, not a curated record.